Halichondria panicea is the source of this 911-nucleotide messenger RNA. RefSeq names its product mediator of RNA polymerase II transcription subunit 18-like. The transcript has 5 exons. The record is from RefSeq and is a predicted model, not a curated record. Lineage: Eukaryota; Metazoa; Porifera; Demospongiae; Suberitida; Halichondriidae. Gene Ontology annotation, biological process: termination of RNA polymerase II transcription; regulation of transcription by RNA polymerase II. Bases 38 to 718 code for a protein of 226 amino acids. Gene Ontology annotation, molecular function: transcription coregulator activity. Gene Ontology annotation, cellular component: core mediator complex; mediator complex.
UAGGUAAAGAUCAUCAUAAUAAAAAGUAACAUCCAGCAUGGCCAUACAGCAACCAAAGCCUCCUCCAAAUCAGCAGCUGUACGAGUUUCUACUGUUUGGCAGUGUGUCUGACAGUGAACUGCCCUCUUUACUGCACCGACUGAGAGGACUGGCAGACUUUGCAACCUGUGGAGGCAUAGCAUUCAUUGACAAGGAGCAAACUUAUAAAAUUGGUCCGUGGCGUGUUAAUAGUGUGUCCUGUACAGCAUGUGAUAUAUGCCACUGGUUAUUUAAUACAGAAAUAGGCAACACUCGUUCUGUAGUUAGAGUUCGACAGUCGCUAGACAAUGCCGAGGCCCCCUUGCAACUCAUAUACACUGGGCAGCUGGACCUGGGUGAUGCUAACAGGCCGGCUGGAGUGAGGAGUUGUGUACACACUGCAUGCAGUAACAACGCCGCAGAAUGCCUCAAGGAAAUGGGAUUCAUAGCUGUCUAUGAGCUGAUACUGAGAGGCUACGUGUUCAGAAAGGGGCAAAUGAAGAUUGCCGUCUUCAAACUCUAUCAGCCGUCAGGAGAGGGAGCUGGUGUACCGGGUGCCCAGCUGUUGUCAGAGCACUACCUGGUGGAGUUGUCAGCUGUGACCACAUCAGGGCACGACAACGUUGGCAUGGAGAUGAGGGCUUUUGCUGAGCAACUCAAACCUAUUGUAACUAUGGAGAAAACAGACGGCGUAAGAUGAUGUCACCAACUCCCACCUGUAAUACGAUCACAUCACGUCUAUGUUAGGAAGACUCCAUGCAAAUUGUGUACAAGCUAGCUUAACUGUUUUUCAUUGCUCACUUACUAACUACAGCUGUGAUUAUGACUGUGUGAGAUGUUUGUUCUCUCUUUGUGCAAUACAUAUCAGUACAGUACAAGAAUUGUUGUCUGUG